Molecule: messenger RNA, 9292 nt
Organism: Trichechus manatus latirostris (Florida manatee)
Lineage: Eukaryota; Metazoa; Chordata; Mammalia; Sirenia; Trichechidae
Gene: VSIR
Product: V-set immunoregulatory receptor
Exons: 7
Coding region: 198-1394 (398 amino acids)
Biological process (GO): regulation of immune response; negative regulation of alpha-beta T cell activation
Cellular component (GO): plasma membrane
Source: RefSeq, a predicted model, not a curated record
AAAGGACAAUAAAAAAAAUUAAAAAAGAAAAGAAAAGAAAUGGUACUAAGUUAGAUGUAGAUAUAUCUCUUAGGCUGUGCAACAAUAAUAAUCCUCUCCAGACAGUAAUGGACGGGAGUAGAAAGAGGAGCUGACUCUGUAGGACACUCACCAGGCUCCCCUGUCUGGGACUCAGUUUCCCCACCUCCACGGCUGGGAUGUGGUGCAAGAUCGCCAGGAAGCCCCUCCCGCGGGGUUCUCGGGAGAGGCAGUGCCCCCCGCGGCCCCCCGGGGGCGCCCCGGAGCAGGCGGCACCCGCAGCCCUCCUCACUCGGUCGCUCUGCGCUCACUCUCCAGGAGGUUUCCCGGGGCUGGCCGCGUCCCGCCCGCUCCUCGCGCACCAAAAGUUCCCCGGUGCGCCCGCCUCCCCGCUCCGGCCGGCUGCGCCAGACGCCGCUCCGACCGACGGCAACAUGGGCGUCCCCACUGAGGCCGGAGGCCGGCGCUGGGGGCCCGUGCUCCUCGCUGUCUUCCUGGCUGCCUCACGAGCAGGUCUGGUGGCAGCCUUCAAGGUCGCCACACCGUAUUCUUUGUACGUGUGCCCUGAGGGGCAGGAUGUCACCCUCACUUGCAGGCUCUUGGGCCCUGUGCCCAGGAGCCCUGUGCACGACGUGACCUUCUACAAGACGUGGUACCGCAGCUCACGGGGUGAGGUGCAGGCCUGCUCAGAGCGCCGGCCCAUCCGCAACCUCACCUUCCAGGACCUGCACCUGCACCACGGGACCCACCAGACCGCCAACACCAGCCAGGACCUGGCCCAGCGCCACGGGCUGGAGUCAUCCUCGGACCACCACGGCAAUUUCUCCAUCACCAUACGCAACCUGACGCUACUGGACAGCGGCCUCUACUGCUGCCUGGUGGUGGAGGUCCGGCACCACCACUCGGAGCAGAGGGUCCACGGGGCCAUGGAUCUGCAGGUGCAGACAGGCAAAGAAGCAUCAUCCAAAUGCAUCGCGUACCCACCUUCCCCCCAGGAGAGUGAAAACAUCACAGCCGCAGCCCUGGCCACGGGCGCCUGCAUCGUGGGCAUCCUCUGCCUCCCCCUCAUCCUGCUCCUGGUCUAUAAGCAAAGGCAGGCGGCCUCCAACCGCCGUGCCCAGGAGCUAGUGCGGAUGGACAACAGCAACAUUCAAGGAAUUGAAAACCCGGGUUUUGAGACCUCUCCACCUGCCCAGGGGAUACUGGAGGCCAAGCCCAGAGUCCCCCUGUCCUACAUGGCACAGCGGCAGCCCUCUGAGUCGGGGCGACGCCUGCUCUCUGAGCCCAACACACCUCUGUCUCCUCCGGGGCCCGGGGACGUCUUCUUCCCUUCCCUGGAUCCUGUCCCUGACUCCCCAAACUCUGAAGCCAUCUAGACCAGCUGGGGGUCAGUGGGCAGUUGUGGCUGAGCCUGGGGCAGGUGGAUUCAGGCCAGGGCUGGCCCUCUGAAAGGCUGGCCUUGUUGACCUCAGCCCUGGUUUUCUCUCAUACUGCUCUGAGCCCAGACCCUCAACUCCUCUGGAUGCUACCUAAAAGAAGAGAGAAAAUGCUGGAUCACUCAGCCCCUGUCCCAAGGAUAUUGGGAUGCUGGGAUCCCACUCCAGAGACCUGAAACUCACCAGCAACAGAUUCCAAAUGACCUACAAUCCUAAGAGGCCCCACAAUUUCCAGCCCUGCACUCAGCCUCUCUCCCCAGGACAUGAGCCAUGGAAACUGGCAGCAUCGAUGGGACAAGAUGGGCACCAAGAAGACUCCCACUGCCACCCCUCCUAGGCAUAAGACACAGGACAAGAUGUGGAGAGACCCCCUCCCCACUGUGGUCCACCUGGCUUCCUGAUUUUGCCUGAGGCUGCUUAUCUGGGAGACUCAGUCUUGGCACCAUGGGGGCCUGGGGCUGGGCCGGCCAGCUCCGUCAUUGGAGCCUUCCCGACGCUUCCUACCAACAACCUGUCUUGAGGAGCUCUCAGUAGGUUAAGCAAAUCCGGGUCUCCCACUGCCUGUAUUCUGGUCCCCAAUGUUCAGUGGCCAGAGGUCCUGAAAUGGGAAGUACACACUGCGGCACUGGCAUCUUGGGCAAUGCGAGGCCAGCGUUGCGCCAUCCACCACAGGUGGGGGGGGGAGUGGGCGGUGCCUGCCGGGAAAGUGAGAGGAGGAGUUCCUUCUUUCCCCACCCCCACCCCCUACCCCCAUGAGUCAGCAUCGUCAAUAGAAAGGUGACCACAUGAUGCAUUGUCCAAACUGGUACACUUUUGAGUGUGAAAAGGAGGUGCUAUCCAAAGUACAUCUGGGCGACAGGUGCCAACAGGGACAUAUGGUGACCCUAUAAAUGGACUGUAGGAAUGAUGGGUUUAAAUCCCCACUGUGCUACUGAAGUGCCUUUAGCCUUGGGAAACCUCCUUGGCCCCUCUCCCAGCCUGGGUCUUCCGUUUCAUACCAUCUGUGCCGAGUCUUCCCCUCAGAGAGGCCCAGUGGGCUGGGAGGCGCCUGCACCAUGUACAUACAUGGGUUCGCUCUGCUCUGGGCUCCCACCUCUGCUGCAGGGCAUGGCCCAGAUCUGUUUUCAUACACACAUACAAGGGAAGCCCUUUGUGGAAUUGCGAUUACAGGAUUUUAAACCACAGGAGAGAAGUACGGUGUCUUUAUCCUCUGGGGUAGAAACAGGGAAGGCAGUGCCCAAGAUGGGUCAGGGGCAAGUCUGAGUUGGGCAAAUCUCCCUCCAGUGGGACAGGAGACCCCAGGACUUCUGAGGGGACAGUUUCUCUUGGGCCUUUGUCUCCCAGCAGCCUCUGCUGCACUGGGCCUGGGAGCGGAGAGCCAGGACUUCCGGCCCAGUGGGCAGGGAGAAGUCCGCCCAAUCACCUCCAGGAAAAAUGGGAGCUCUAGGAUGGGGUGGUUUUACUCUGUCCUAUAGGGUCGCCGUGAGUCAGAAUCGACUGGACAGCAAGGGUUUGGUUUGGGUUUUUAGGCUCUGGGCCAGUAGAGAGCCACUUGGCCCUGGGAGGCUCCCCAGGGAGCCCCACCCUGACACACAGCCCUGCUUUCCAGCCCACUUGUCAGGCCUGAGGGCAUAGGCCGGUCUGGAUGUCCUGGCUAUGCCUGGGGCUGUGCUUGGGGCUACAGGUCCUUGGGGAGAAGGUGAGCCCAGGCCCUGUGAUGGGAUGGACAAGUCGCCAGAAUACUAAAACCCUGGCUCCUGCCUUGUCCCUAGGGGUCCCCUGUUCUACCCCAUCUGCCACCAUGGAUGCUUAGUGCCGGUCGCCACAGAAAGAGGGUGCUGUUCUUACCGCUCCUGGGGGCCCACGGGGCAGGGGUGGGUAGCAUGACACCUGCUCCCUGGAGGGACAGGCUGCUCUGGGGUCAAAGGACAAGCCAACAGAAGAGACUCCCUGUCUCCAAGCGCAGAGAAAGUUCUUCCUGCCCCUCCGGGAGGCUGGCCAGACCCCGGCCUUCAGCUUCUGCCCUCAAGGCAGAGACGACUUCUAAGAAUUUGGCUGCCAGACCCCAGGCCUGGCUGCUGCUGUGCAGUGAGAGGGAGGGAGGAGCCCCGAGAAGAACAGCUACCACACUUCCUCUGGAGCUUCCUCCUGGCCUUGCACGCUGCUCUUCUCUGGACUCUUACUAGCGAAGCCAGCUCAACUUCGCGGUUUCCUGUUUUCAGCAAAAUUUACUGAGCUCUGGGCUCCCUCUUCAUCCAUUCCCAUGGGCCCCGCCCUCAGCGGCUGUCCCAGGGCCCUUCCUGCUGAUGCCAGGACAGGCUGGGGUGCUGCAGCAGUCUGGAUGUGGGGGCACCAGCCCUGGUGGCUGUCCCUAUGGCCCAGCUCAGCACCUGUGGUUGGGUGUAUGGAGCAGAGUAGGGAGCAGAGCCAGGGCACUUCCCAGGAGGCUAGGGGGAGCCUUGGGGCCUCGAGGAGGUUUGCAGGGUGGGACUACUGGAUUCAUGGCACUGCCUGAGUCCCUGGGAGGGAAAUUUGUGCUUUUAGGAACUAGUUUAUUGUUAGGCGAUAAAUCAGGAAUUGUUGCUGCUGUUAGUUGCCGAGUAGAAUCCGGCUCAUUGCAACCCCAUGUGUUACAGAGUAGAACUGCUCCAUAGGGUUUUCUUGGCUGUAAUCUUAAUGGAAGCAGAUUGCCAGGCCUUUCUUCUGCAGUGCUUCUGGAUGGGUUCGAACCACCAACCUUUAGGUUAGUCAUCAAGCACAAACCAGUUACACCAUCCAGUCAGGAAUUACCCAUCUCCUGACAUUCACAUUUAAUAACUAUCUCCAGCUUUUAUUCCCCCCAGGGAGAGGAGAAGGAAAUGGGAUUUGAGGCACCGUUAUGAAAGAUUUGAGGAUACGGCGGGGGCUGCUUGACACUCCCUGAAAAUGCACCAUGGAGGUCACCGAUAGUCCCACUGAGUGGGCAAGGGGCACUGGGUGGAACCUCAGCCCUGGGGCUGCCCUCGUGCCUGGUAGCAGCUCAGGGCUUCGGGCAGAGAGGCUGGCGGCAUCACCUUCUGCAGGGAGUGCUCCGUGGUGGGGGGACUUGGGAAGAUGGGGGAGGUGAAACGGGCUUGCAGAGUUUCUGCUCCCACCCUCUCACCUGGGCACUGUAGCCAUAUUGGGCUUGACACUGCCCUGUGCAAGAGGCCUUCCUGGGCAUCAGCUGGAGCACUCCAGGCCUGGCCUGAUUGUGCUGGGGGCUGGGGUCAGAUUUGCUCAGGGAACCCAAAGGGAAUUGCAGUGGGUAGAGAGAGGAACUGGGAUUGCCAGCCAGGUUGCUGGCCGCAAAGGCCUCUUGAAAAAUAGACAGUCACGACCCAGUUGAGUGUCUGUCGGAGAGCAGCGACUGUCAGGCCCAAUCGCUGUGCCUUCACUACUCUGCACUGUUGCUUCUCCCUCCUGCAUAGACACUUUGUCUCCCCAACUCCUCUGUGAACCCCAGGAGGGCUGGGUCCAGUAACUCCUAUCCACGGAGCUGGUUGCAGAACUGGUCACUGAUACACAGCAACUGGGUAAUGGGCUGAACCAGGAUGCCAGGGUUCUGUUGUAUCGAUCACUCACAAUUGGCAAGGCCACGUCUGGCUUUCCACCAGCUCUAGUUCUAGCAGCUUGGCCUGGCCCUGGGGGAUCUCCUCAUCAGCACUAAUGCCCUGAGCCUGUGCAGGCCAGAGGGCAGAGGGUUGAGUUUGUUUAGCAACUCUGAUCUAUUGGUAGGGGUUCUUGGAAUAUGUGUUGAGAGGGAUUUUGAGGUAUCAAUAUGGCUUAGUGAGAAAGUGCUGAGAUCAGCUAGCAAUGUCUGCCUUGGGCACAGGAGAGGGAAGUGUUAGUAUGUGUGUCGUAUCUUUGCCUUUCCUGUUACAAUACUCUAUGCUUUUCAAAACACUUUCACUUGUGUUAUUUCUUGUUUGUUCAUCCCUCCACCUCUAUUUCCCAACAAACCCCAGGAAGCUUUAUUGCUCCAUUUAAUGCAAGAAGGGAGCCCUGGUGGUGCAGUGGUUAAGCUCUACAGCUGCUAACCAAAAGGUCAGCAGUUCGAAUCCACCAGCUGCUCCUUGGAAACCCUAUGGGGCAGUUAUGCUCUGUCCUAUAGGGUUGCUAUGAGUUGGAAUCAACUGAAUGGCAGUGGGUUUGGUUUUUGGUUUUGGUUUAAUGCAAGAGGAAACUGAGGUCCCAAAAGGGUUGUGUCUUAUCACAUGUUAAAUGAGUGGUGAGGCUGAGGCUAAUGGGCUAAAAUCCAGGUCUCCUGCUUCCCAGGCCAUUGCUCCUUCCUCUUCAUUGAAUUGAAUGUCCUUGUAGGCCAGGGCCUGGCUUGGCCUUCACUGUGGACUUGCCUAUAGGACAUACCAGGGCCCUGGGAGAUGAACCUGUCAUGCUCAUGGCUCCACCCCACUUGAACCAGAAUGUUCCUGUCUGUGCUCUGCCUGACCUGGCUGGGGCCUUCAGGGGGUCCAAAAGACCCUGCUGCUGAUGUGGUGGGCUCCUUACACAUCAGCUCCUGCCACCCCCCCUUUCUAUCUAACAACCCUGAAGCCACAGGACUCCUGGUGGGUGUGGUGGCUCACGCACCCCACUUGCUUGCAGCAGGAGAAGCUUGUGGGAACCGGCAGAAGAUGGGGAAGGGAGAAGCUCUCUGCUGAUGGCUGGGCACAGCCCCAGGGUCUCUCAGAGGAAUUGAGCCAGUUGCAUUCAUAGUAUCUGAGCAGCUGCAGAACAUUCAUCAUGAAGCAGGCCUAAGGACAGGGUCUGGAUUUAUUCAUCCUGGUCCAGAGAAGGCUGGCCUAACUGGUAUGUAGCACAGGGAAGGGGUCAAGCUAGGGUUUCCUGAGCUGAAGCCAGGGGAGCAGGCUUCACAAGCAGCAGCAAUGUUCAAGUUUAAUAAACAGAAGAGCCCUUGGCCCUAAAGAUGUGAAGUGAGCUGCCAAGAGCAGUGUCCCCAGCUCACAGACUAUCAUGGGGCUGCUGCUGAGGACUCUUAUACCAGAAGAGGGUGGUGGGAGAUUUUCUGUCCUCCUGACUGGACAGGGGACUUCUGCAGGUACCCCCUGUCUGAGAAGUCAGGAUUUAUUAUCUAGGAUAAUUGUAUAACCUGCUCACGUGAUUCACGUGGCAGGGAGGCUGCUGUUGGGCCUCCUCCCUCCCCACACCCACCAAGGUGCCUUUGAGGCUGGGGCUCAGCCCCCGACCUCCCAGUUAGUUGCCUUCCGUCCUUCCUUUCUGGGUCCAGCCCUUCCUCUUGCAGGGGCCUUCCUGGCAGUCACUUAGACUACCCCCCAUGCCUGGCCUCCAUGCCCAUGGCCUGGAGCUAGCCAGAGGGCCGAGGCUGUAAAUGACUUCCUGGGCAGUACACCAUUGUGUGACAGGCUGGGGGCUGGCCCGGAUGCCGCUUGUAGCACAGCUGUUCCGAGCUGAGACCUGGGUGGAGCUGGCCCAGGCUGUUUACAGGAAUGCCCAGCUCUCAGGGAAACGGAGGGAGGUGGGGAUAGGGAAGAAGGUAGAGAUGGGGGAGGGCUCAGAAGUAGGAUUCUCUAGGCUUUUGGGAGGCUAUUGGUAGCCGAAUCCCAGGGCCCCUGCUUAGGAAGUUGCAUCCUUUAAGAUAUGGACAUGAAUGAUGCCUCCUUCCCUGAAGACCUUCCCUGACUCCUUGGUCUGUUGGCUGGAGGAGCAGAGCUAUGUGGCCCAGCUGCCCUUGCACCCUAGCUGAUAGCCAGCCAGCCCGCAGAAGCACAGCCACCCAGCUGACAUGCAGCUCUAGUUCUAGCAACUUUGCCUGGCCCUGGCAGGAUCUUCUCAAAAGCAAUAAUGCCCUGAGCUUGAGCAGGCCAGAGGGCAGAGGGAGCCCAGCUGAGGCCAGAAGAACUACCCAGCUAAGCCAGCCUCUAAGUUUUGUUUGGUUUGUAAUGCAGCAUUACUGUGGCAAUAGAUAGUUGAUACAAUCCUCUUCCUCUUCCCCCUGGUUUACCAAGUACUUCCAUAAACAUGAUCUAAUUUGAUCCCUCAAACAAUGUCUAUGAAGUAAAUACUAUUAUCUAUUUUACAGAUGACAAAACCGAUAUUCCAAGAGGUUUUGGCUUGCUCAUGAUCAUGCAGCCAGGUCACAGUGGGCUCAGUGCUUCUGACUCCAAAUUCCUGCUCUCAAUUUGCAAACUAUUCUCACCCUCCAUUCAGUUCCUACUCCAUCACUCAUCACCUCCAGACAGUCUCACUAUCCAGCCCCUCAGGCCCCCACCUCCUUCUCCAACCUUGCAAACUUGGAACAUUAUCUUGAGUAAUGGCUGGAGCUAUAGCAGCUAUUUUACAACCAUGAGACAUUAGCUCUGACGUCAUUGGGCAUGAAACCAACAUUCAUAAUUCUCUCCAGAAUUUUUACGUAAGAAAGAUAGAUACAUUCUGAUUUAUUUAUGACUCCGUAGUGAAAUUUCUGUUACCUGCAGCCAAAUGCAUCUUUAAAUGUUAUUGGAAGGAUGACCAGGAGGCAUGAUUCAUCCUGAAGCAAGCAUGAGGCUGGACCACGGGACCCAUCAAGCUCCUUCCAACCCUGAUGUGUUGUGACAGCAUGUCACACCAACAGGACUCAAAGGAAGAGGGCCAGAGGGCACCUUUGCUAUUUUGGCACAAGGGUGCCGUAUUGGACUGUGUGGCCCCAAGGGCACACAGCUUGGCAAGUGGAGUGUGGGCUGGACUUCAGCUCCUACUUGCUUCCUUGGGUAGACCCUGAUGUACAGGGCUCAACCUGUGCCAUCACAUGGAGCUGCUCUGUGAGAGCAAAGAGCACUAAAUAGAAGCUCCAAGUGGCUGUGGACUUGGAAGAAAUAGACUCCAGCUUUGCACACAACAGGCAAUCCAUAAAUACUGUGGGCUGAUGGAUUAAAUACAUAAUGAAGGAGUUUUCAAGGAUGCUCCCCACUGCAUGGAGUUCCAUGUCCACCCAUCUUGACUCUCCUUGCACGGAGGCAGAGGUGCCCCUCGUCCACCCCCUCCCUCCCUGUGGCUACCCCCCAUGGCUCACCGACAGGGUAGGGGUACCCUCGUCCUCCACUGUGACCACGAGGUGGUAGAAGCUCUGGUGCUCGCGGUCUGGAGGGGCGGGCCGUGUGGUGAUCUCGCCACUGAUUCGGUCCAUGCGGAAGGUCAUGUCCUCGUUGCCCUCGGUGAUGUAGUAGGACAAGAUGCUGUUGAGCCCAAUGUCAUGGUCGGUGGCUCUCACUUGCACCACAGUGGUGCCCCCACCCACGUUCUGGGAGGAGAACAGGAAAGUGGUCAUUCUGAAUUUAAGGUCUUUGGGGCAAAGUCUAGCACACAUACCUACUCCUGGUAGCACAAUGGCUUAAGCUGGACCUCUAAAAAGCCUGGUUUUGUCUACUUGGGGACAAUGAGAUGAUAACAAUGAAGAUGAUGGUGGCAAACAGUUUGUGGGCACCUACUUUGUGCUGGAUCCUGCAUUAGUUCAGUGCAUCCUCUCUACAACCCUACCAGUUAGAUGCUGGUGUUAUCCCUAUUGCAGAUGGGAAAAUUGAGGCACAGGGAAGUAAUACGUGCAAGUCCACACAUCCAGGCAUGGAAAAACCAGGAUUUGAAUUGAGGGAGUCUGGUCUGAGAGCUAGACUCUAAACCCCUAUGCCACCCUGACUUAACGAACGUCCAACCUGGCAUGAUACCCAGCAGUGCUCCUGGAGUGUCUCAAUCUUAGCACUGAAUAAUCAACACAUUGCUUUUUUUCCCAUAUAUUUUAAAUAUUGUGAAAAACGCAUACUCCCACAAAUAUAAAAUAUGUUACAUAAAUGCAUAAAGCAACCGUC